AACAUUUUAAGCCACAAAUGUACAUAUACUUUCAAGUUGACGAGGUUUUUCUGAUUUUAAGAUUUCAGAGAAGUUACGUGGGAAGGUUUGGAUGGUUUGAAAUGCUUUGUAUGAUUCUUUGGUUUACUGUAAAUAGCACUGGCCAAUCAGAAUUUGUUUUACAUUUCAUGGCUACUUGAUCAAAGAUGGCGGCAAGUGAGGAUGAUAUUCCACCUGUACUGAGAGUUAGCCAGCUGGAUGCAGCAGAGUUAGACAGUGCCAUCCUCCAACAUCUCAAGUCACAGGUGUCACGAUUAUUCCAGUACUUCAAGCCUGGAAUCCUGGCCAGAGUUGAACCAGAAGUAAAUGCUUGCCUGAGAUUUCUCCUUUGGAAGUUUACCAUCCACACUGCGAGUGCGACCGUCGGACAGAAACUGUUGAACCUGAGAUACAGCGGGAGCCUGUCCCCGUCUGCCGGACUAACGGACCGACAGAAACUUCUCUACGCGCUUAUCGUGGUUGGCGGGAAGUGGCUACAGGAUCGGUCACAUGACCUGGCCGGCUGGACCGGCCGCGUGUCCCUGUUUCAAUCGGUUUUUAAGGUGUUGUCAGUAGCUGAGAACUGCCUGAAGGUGGCUUCAGUGUUGAACUUCCUGGUGUUCCUCCAGCAGGGCAGGUACCAGUCUCUCCUGGAGCGGGCUCUCUCCAUACAGCCUGUUUACAACAGGAAACAGGAUAUCAGACAGGUCAGCUUUGAGUACAUGACCAGGGAGUUGCUGUGGCAUGGAUUUGCGGAGUUCCUGUUCUUUCUGCUUCCCUUGAUCAACAUCAGGAGGUGGAAGAAUGUUGUGACAAACCAGCUGCUAGGUUCGGUGAGGCAGGACAGCGAUGUAAACCUGCGAGGUCCGGUGGAACUGAGGGAGUGUGCCGUGUGCGGGGAGUGGCCCACCAACCCUCACGACAUCGGCUGUCAACAUGUCUUCUGCUUCUACUGCAUUAAAGCCAAUCAGCUGGCAGACCCAGGCUUCAGCUGUCCAUCCUGCUCCCAGCCAGCCAAUCAGAUCAGGCCAGUCAACAGUGUUCCGGUCACCAUCAUGUCGUCAUGACAACAGCUUGGAAUGAAUAAAUGUUAACCAGAUUUUUUUGUUGGAGGAGAAAUAUAUCAGUUCUGGAUAUGUUCUUGCUCCGACUUGACCGUCAAAUUGCUGACUGUCACAAUAAAAAUACUCGUAUGAUACAGAGUUGUAUCAAAACUGUAAAUUUAUAUUUGUAUAUAUUAAUCCAAGGAGCUUAAAAUCUAGAUCAUUCCACCAAAACAUGUCAUAUGGUGAAUCAUUCAAGCUAGGAGGUUUAUUCAAUUUGUGUAAAACUUAUGUAAGUUAUUAUGUUAUGUUAAAAUGACAAUACUGUAAUGAAUUGGUAAAGGAAUUGACAGAGACAGA
This is a messenger RNA of Branchiostoma belcheri (Belcher's lancelet), 1421 nucleotides long. Its product is annotated as peroxisome biogenesis factor 2-like. Gene Ontology annotation, molecular function: zinc ion binding. NCBI's taxonomy places the organism in Eukaryota, Metazoa, Chordata, Leptocardii, Amphioxiformes, Branchiostomatidae. Bases 186 to 1085 code for a protein of 299 amino acids. Gene Ontology annotation, cellular component: peroxisomal membrane. Gene Ontology annotation, biological process: protein import into peroxisome matrix. The transcript is spliced from 8 exons. The record is from RefSeq and is a predicted model, not a curated record.